Molecule: messenger RNA, 1590 nt
Organism: Amaranthus tricolor (Joseph's coat)
Lineage: Eukaryota; Viridiplantae; Streptophyta; Magnoliopsida; Caryophyllales; Amaranthaceae
Product: chitinase-like protein 1
Exons: 3
Coding region: 336-1298 (320 amino acids)
Biological process (GO): chitin catabolic process; carbohydrate metabolic process; cell wall macromolecule catabolic process
Molecular function (GO): chitinase activity
Source: RefSeq, a predicted model, not a curated record
CACACCUUCCCGCUAUUAAAUCAGCAUCAUUAACUAAUCUACUUUAAUUUUCUACCGUUGAUCUCUCUAGAAUCUUCAUUUCCAUUACCCUACUUUCCUAAUUUCCCUCUCUACUUCGACAGCCAUAGCCCACCUUCUUUCUCUCUCCUCAUUCCCAUCUCCAUUCCUUGCUUGCUUUUGUCAUUCUCUCUCCUUCCCUUCCACCCUACGAAAAAAUCUCGCAAUUUAGGUAAAUUAAUCAAUUCAUCAGUUGUUCCAUCACUUUCUCUAUCUUCCUUUUAUUUACCUCAACUUAACUCUUCCUUGCAAUUCCAACUAACGUAAGCUCACCAAAAAUGGCGUCCCAAAAAGUGUCGGCAAUGGUGGUUUUUCUGUUAACAUUGAUGGUAAUGGUGGAAUUAACAAUGGCGGAUAUGUCAGAAGAAACAAAGGUGAAGAUUGUUAAAGGGAAGAAGGUUUGUACUAGAGGAUGGGAGUGUAGUGAAUGGUCUAAAUUUUGUUGUAAUGAAACGAUUACAGAUUUCUUUCAAACGUACCAGUUUGAGCAGUUGUUUGCAAAGAGAAAUGCACCAGAAGCUCAUGCGGUAGGGUUUUGGGAUUAUCAAUCAUUUAUUACUGCUGCUGCUCUUUACCAACCGUUAGGAUUUUGUACUACUGGUGGUAAACUUAUGGGUAUGAAGGAGCUUGCGGCUUUCCUUGGUCAUGUCGGCAGCAAGACCUCCUGUGGUUAUGGAGUUGCUACUGGUGGACCUUUUGCCUGGGGACUUUGCUAUAAUAAGGAACUGAGCCCUAGCCAAUCUUACUGCGAUGACAGUUUCAAGUACACAUACCCCUGCUCACCUGGCGUUGAUUACUACGGCCGAGGUGCUAUCCCUAUUUACUGGAAUUACAACUAUGGAGCAGUAGGUGAGGCACUGAAGGAGGAUUUGCUGAAUCAUCCGGAAUACAUUGAGCAGAAUGCUACCCUGGCCUUCCAAGCUGCAAUUUGGAGGUGGAUGACUCCAAUGAAGAAGGGACAACCUUCAGCCCAUGAAGUUUUCGUAGGCGACUGGAAGCCCACCAAGAAUGAUACUUUGUCGAAGAGAAUCCCUGGCUUUGGAACCACCAUGAAUGUCUUGUACGGAGAUCUUGUUUGUGGAAAGGGUGAGGUCGAUGGCAUGACGAACAUCAUUUCUCACUACCUUUACUACCUUGACUUGAUGGGCGUUGGCAGAGAGGAAGCAGGACCUCACGAAGUGCUUGCAUGUGGUGAACAAAAGGCUUUCAACCCGUCUUAUGUUGCUAGCUCCUCUUCUUAAGCUUCAGUCUCCUUGUUAUUCUUUUCGGGUUGACACUAUGCAGCUAUGUUCACUGAUAUCAAUAAGCUGAUGCAUCAAUCUCGAUGUUAUUGUUACUCGGAAGGUGUUCUACUCUCUCUUUGCCUGUUAAAUAUAUAUAUGAAGUAAAAUGUUUGGUUUUCCUUUUGUUAAUACUAUAGUUUAAAGAUCGACUCCAUUUAAAAUGUGUGUAUUAUGUAAUUAUGUCAUUAUGAACUGGAUCUGUAAAACGAUUUUGGAGAGUAAUUGUUGAUAUUAUCUAAAAUACAUAUCA